Triticum dicoccoides is the source of this 913-nucleotide messenger RNA. Its product is annotated as histidine-containing phosphotransfer protein 2-like. Bases 210 to 662 code for a protein of 150 amino acids. NCBI's taxonomy places the organism in Eukaryota, Viridiplantae, Streptophyta, Magnoliopsida, Poales, Poaceae. The transcript has 6 exons. Gene Ontology annotation, molecular function: histidine phosphotransfer kinase activity; protein histidine kinase binding. Gene Ontology annotation, cellular component: cytoplasm; nucleus. Gene Ontology annotation, biological process: cytokinin-activated signaling pathway; phosphorylation; phosphorelay signal transduction system. The record is from RefSeq and is a predicted model, not a curated record.
UUCGCUGCCAGCCAGUAGAGUAAUCGAAUUCGAAGCACACUCGCUGUGCCAGCCAGUAGAGUAAAUGUGCCGCUGCCAACAGGCUCCGUGAGAGAGUAGGCGAAUUCCACCGCACUCCUCUCCUGUCCUCGUCCACUCCGCCACCGCAGCAGCAGCAGCUUCCAAUCCCGUCCCCCCGUGAAGUGCUCUCUCGCCGCCCCAACAUCGCCAUGGAGGCCGCCGCCGAGCUCAGGACCCAGAUCCAGGCCCACCUCACCAUGAUGUACGCCACGGGUGCCGUGGACGCAUAUUUCCAGGAGCUGCAGGAGCUGGACGAGGGCAGUGCAGGCACGGGCCACGUCGCCGAAGUCCUCAACAUCUUCCUCAAUGACGGCGACAGGAUCCUCAGGGACAUCGACAGCCUGCUGAACAAGCCCCUGCACGAGGUGAACUUCUCCAAGGUGGACGCCCUGGUGCAGCAGCUCAAGGGGAGCAGCUCUACUGUUGGUGCUAAUAAAGUGAAUCUCGCUUGCAUGGAGUUCCAACAGUUGUACAUGGCAAAAAACAAAAAAGGAUGCCUCAUGGAAUUGGCUAUUCUUAAGGGUGAUUUCCGUGACUUGCGGAACAAGCUCCAAACUUUUAUGCAGCUGGAGCAGCAGAUCGUGUCCUUGUUUAUUAUGUAGCAGUAAUCAAAGGAAAAAGAGCAUAACCUCAUGAGAUUCCUGGCAUGAUGGUGUGUAUGUAUCUUUGAAGUGACUGUGUUAUGUUGGGCUUUGGACGAGCACACAGAAUCACACGGUGAUUCUUGCUUCAGAAGUCGGGGCUCACCAACACCGUGUGAGUGGAACUCGUUGUCUUUUCUAUCGACUUAUGUGUCUGUCAACUCUAUUUAUCUCUGUGUCAUUGAUGGCCCAUAGGCUGUGCGUAAACUCUA